Molecule: messenger RNA, 3268 nt
Organism: Notothenia coriiceps (black rockcod)
Lineage: Eukaryota; Metazoa; Chordata; Actinopteri; Perciformes; Nototheniidae
Gene: steap2
Product: STEAP family member 2, metalloreductase
Exons: 7
Coding region: 282-1811 (509 amino acids)
Biological process (GO): copper ion import
Cellular component (GO): plasma membrane; endosome
Molecular function (GO): cupric reductase (NADH) activity; ferric-chelate reductase (NADPH) activity
Source: RefSeq, a predicted model, not a curated record
CUUUCCUUUUGUACAAAUAGGCUAUACUGAAAUAUGCUGAAAUGCGAUACUUGGUACACUCCAAGCUCAAAUUAUUUACUAAAGAUAAAGCGGAGUCUCCGGUUUUUCCCACGGGACUUGAACGCAGCAUGUGUUCAGACAGCGGAGGCUGAGCAGCAUCAGGAUGGGCGGCUAGCAUCUGUCUGAGUCUCGGCUUUAACGGCAGCAUCCUGAGCAUCUUCAUGACAGACCCACUGAAAUCCUCCUAAGCAGAACACCACAGAAGAAGACAGGGAGGCAGGAUGGACUCCUUCUCCAUGAUGGGCAGCAGCAGGAGCCCUGUGUUCUUCACAGCUCCGUCCUCUCACCACCACCUCCAACACACACAGGCCUGUUUCCUGCCCAACGGCACCAAGAGUGGAGACACAGAGUCUUCCCGGCCCACGGUGGCCAUCCUGGGCUCCGGGGACUUCUCCAAGUGCCUGACCAUCCGCCUGCUGCGCUGUGGCUUCCAUGUGGUGGUGGGCAGCCGACACCCCAAACUGGCAGCGCAGUCCCUUCCUCAUGUAGUGGAUGUGACACACCAUGAGGACGCUGUGGGGAAGUCCAACAUCGUGUUCCUGGCUAUCCGUCGUGAGCACUACUCUGUGCUGUGGGACCUCAAACACCUACUGGAAGGAAAGAUCCUGGUGGAUGUGAGCAACAACAGGAGGAUGAACCAGUACCCCGAGUCCAACGCUGAGUAUCUGGCUUCACUGAUGCCAGGCUCCAUCACCGUCAAAGGCUUCAACGUCAUCUCAGCCUGGGCCAUGCAGAUGAGCUGCCCCAAAGACGCCAGCACACAGGUGUACAUCUGCAGUGACUCGGUGGAGGCUCGGCAGCAGAUCAUGGAGUUAGCCCGCCAGCUCCACUUCCUGCCGGUGGAUAUGGGCACCCUGUCUUCCUCUCGGGAAAUUGAGAACAUUCCCAUACGGUUAUUCCCCGGCUGGAAGGGCCCCGUGCUCGCUGCCGUCGCCCUCUCCAUCUUCUUUUUCGCCUACUCAUUUGUACGAGACAUCAUCCACCCGUAUGUGAAACACAAGCAGAGUGACUUCUACAAGAUCCCCAUAGAGAUGGUGAACCGGACUCUGCCCACUGUGGCCAUCACGCUGCUGGCGCUGGUGUACCUGGCGGGUCAGCUGGCCGCCGCCCACCAGCUGUACUACGGCACCAAGUACAGACAGUUCCCCCACUGGCUGGAGGGCUGGCUGCAGAGCAGGAAGCAGCUGGGCCUGCUCAGUUUCUUCCUGGCUGCCGUGCACGUGGUCUACAGCCUGUGUCUGCCCAUGAGGAGGUCUGAGAGGUACCUGAUGCUCAACACCGCCUACCAGCAGGUCCACGCUAAUGUGGAGAACGCGUGGAACGAGGAGGAGGUGUGGAGGGUGGAGAUGUACGUUUCCUUCGGGAUCAUGAGCCUCGGGCUGCUGUCGCUUCUCGCCAUCACCUCCAUCCCCUCCGUCCACAGCACGCUCAACUGGAGGGAGUUCAGCUUCAUACAGUCCACGCUGGGCUACAUCGCUCUGCUCAUCGCGACCCUGCACGGCCUGCUGUUCGGCUGGAAGAAAGCCUUCGAGGAGGACGCCUACCGCUUCUACCUGCCCCCCAGCUUCAUGGUGGCCCUGGCGCUGCCCGUGUGUGUGAUUCUGGGGAAGGUGCUCAUGCUGCUCCCCUGCGUCGGCCGCAAGCUGCACCAGAUCCGCCGCGGCAUGGACAGCAGUCAGAACCGCUGCCAGCGCCUGGAGCCCGUGGGCUCGGCUGCACACGUCUCUCCGGAGAGAGUCACCAUCAUGUGAGCUUUCCCACAUACACUGCCAUAUCUAACUGGUGUAUGUGAACACAUUCACAUGAUCCAAAUGGUAUUCUUUGUUCCUGUGAUCAGUUUGGCCGUCUGUGAAUCCUGUUCUUAGUAGCUGUUCAUUAUAACUGCCCUUGUGGGACUGUCAUGUUACAGUUUGUCCAUCUAAAUGGUAAAAUGGAAUAUCUUGUCAAUAUUUCUUUAACACUUUGUUCCUGUCGUUGUGUUCUGGCAGACAUUAGACUGAGGUACAGUUUACUUUAAAGGAAAAUUCAAUACAUUUUACAAGUUCUGCUCGGCCUGUUAAAACAUCAGAAUCUUCUAGUCUUAUUUCAAAGUCAAGAAAACAAAGAUAAUGCAGCAUAGGUCUCAUUCAGAAUCAUUCAAAUAUUACACGAUGAGUCCAUCAACUGAGUGCGUUUAAUCAAGUUUAAUGAGCUGCUAUGUUCAUAACUUUUAAUAUGUCUUAGUCAAAAACCUUGAAUUAUGUUAAAACACUCGAGUUUUGUAUACAGGAGUUUCAAGGUAACUGUUUAAAAUCUGAGCUAAAUAACUAGUCAUGUUUACCCAUAAUUCCCUUCCUUAAGCUUCCCAAAGGUUACGCGUCAUGGUUACACAGGUUUAAGUGUUACUUUACUAGAUUGUGUUUCCAUAAAUAAAACAUUCCUAAAGGUUAAUAUAGUUCUGCACUUUAAAAACUAUUUCAGAGGUACAUGUGUGUCCUUAGGAGUGUCCAGCAGGUGGCUGUGUUACAACACAAAUUCAGAGGAAACAAAGUUUAGAAACACAUUUCUAACAAAUGAGUUUGAAUGUGAGAAAGAGCCAAGAAUCAAAAUGUAAAUUAUAAAAAUAUUUUUAAUGAAAACACUUAAUCUCACAUUACAAACAUAGAAAAUAAAACUCAAUUCACAACACAUUUGUAUCUCAAAGUUUAAGAAAAUUGUAUAAAACUAAGUCAACCCUUAUAGUAACUUUGUGUGGAUGUUUGAGUUGUGGAAUAAAAUGUCAAUGAUGUAAUGUUAUCUGGCUCGUGUUCAUGUAAGUGAUACUUUAAAACUAAAGUGAGAAUAAAAUAUUUUUACCUGUAGCAGUGUAGAAACUUUAUUUCAGAGCACUGUGCACCAGAGUACACUUAAUUAAAAGGACAUUUAAAGAUGAAGCACAAUAAAGCCCCAUAGGGUUAAGAAAAUACCUUUACAAUGUUUGUAUCAUGAGGAGCCACAUAUAUACCAGAUCUCUGCACAACACACAAUACAUUUAACUUUACACUGUUAAGCAAAUUGAAUGCAUCUAUUCAGGCUGAGUGAGCCAUAUGAAUGAAUUCAAAGCUGUUUUUAUUACAAUAAGUGCUUUUCUCGUUAGAGUCACAUAAGCCGAAUUGAAGCAUUACAUCCUCAUGAUAGUCUAACAGUGUCAUUUUCGUAAGGCACAUUGUAUUUUCGUAGAUAAACAGGA